This is a messenger RNA of Grammomys surdaster, 2581 nucleotides long. It is a transcript of the gene Aagab, whose product is annotated as alpha and gamma adaptin binding protein. The transcript is spliced from 10 exons. Bases 29 to 976 code for a protein of 315 amino acids. Lineage: Eukaryota; Metazoa; Chordata; Mammalia; Rodentia; Muridae. The record is from RefSeq and is a predicted model, not a curated record.
CCGGCGCGGAAGCCGCUCUGCCGCAGCGAUGGCUGCCGGUGUCCCCUGCGCGCUGGUCACCAGCUGCUCUGCCACCUUCACCGGGGACCGGCUAGUGCAACAUAUCCUUGGGACAGAAGAUGCCGUUGUGGAAGCGACUUCCAGCGACUCUGUGAGGUUUUACCCCUGGACCAUCGAUAACAAGUACUAUUCUGCAGAGGUCAACCUGUGCGUGGUGCCAACCAAGUUCCUGGUCACUGCCGAGAUCGCCGAGUCAGUCCAAGCAUUUGUAGUUUACUUUGACAGCACACAGAAAUCAGGUCUUGACAGCGUCUCCUCAUGGCUUCCUCUGGCAGAAGCAUGGCUACCCGAGGUGAUGAUUCUGGUCUGUGACAGAGUGUGUGAAGAUGGAAUAAACCGACAGCAGGCUCAAGAGUGGUGCAUCAAACAUGGCUUCGAGCUGGUGGAGCUCAACCCAGAGGAGCUGCCAGAGGAGGACGAUGACUUCCCUGAGUCCACAGGAGUGAAGCGGAUUGUGCAAGCAUUGAAUGCCAAUGUCUGGUCCAACGUCGUGAUGAAGAAUGACAGGAGCCAGGGCUUCAGCCUUCUCAACUCGCUGGCUGGAGCAAACCACCACAUUGGAUCAGCAGAGAGCUGUCACUCCGAGCAGGAGCCAUCGCCAGCAGCUGAGAGGACGGAGUCCCUCCCUGGCCAUCGCAGUGGUGCAUGUGGUUCAGCAGGCACACAGGCCGACAGCACUGUCGACCCCAUGUUAGACCUGGAUAUUCAAGAAUUAGCCAGCCUUACCACCGGAGGAGGGGAUCUGGAGAACUUUGAGAGACUCUUUUCAAAGUUAAAAGAAAUGAAAGACAAGGCUGCGACGCUUCCUCAUGAGCAAAGAAAGUUGCAUGCAGAAAAGGUGGCCAAAGCUUUCUGGAUGGCAAUAGGAGGAGACCGAGAUGAGAUCGAGGGCCUUUCUUCGGAUGACGAGCACUAAGUUCUGCCUGCUAGGUUUGACUGACACCGAUGCCAGCACUGUGCGCCCCAAGUGCUUCCCUUCUCUGCUGGGUUCUGUUCUGCCAAGAUUGCCAUUAGCACGCUGGCCACCUGACUGUUUUUUGGGGUUCCCUUACCUGAGCUUUUAGAAAGGCGCUAGGGAGAAAUCUUUGCUCCUGCCGCAUAAGUGACUGAGGAGUGAAAGGACAGCAUGGAAAGGACAGAGAGCACACUGUGAUCCCAGCACCUGAGGGGCCGAGGCCAGCCUGGGCUCCGUAGGGAAGCCCGCUUCUGUGCUGGAUUGCCAGCGUUCACACUGGCUGCAGGUCGGGCUUGUGCUAUCUGCUGUGUACUGUCACUGGUCCACACCAAGAGCACAGCUCUGACCUAAGGUGAAUGUUAAUGACAAGAAAGGAGGCAGUUGUAGACCUAGUAUGUGCCUCGGGGGUAGGGGAACAAGUGGCUCAUGGGUUUGUCUCUUAGCAAGUCCUUACGGACAUUUUUAAGUUAAGUGAGUUCCUGCCACAAAGAAGUAAAAGUCAGAUGUGUAGCUGUAAGAAACAGAGGCAAAGGUCUCUUCCUCUGGGGAGUGUAAACCACCCGUCUCCCCAGCUGCUGGGUAAGGGCCCUUAUUAGUGUAGUCAUGUGUGGACCAGAGGAGCAGCAGUGUUGGUUCCAAGCACACUGCUGACACUGCAACAGUGUGCUCUGACAGGGUGCUCUCCCUGGCUGCCUAAGGUUCAACUCAAGUGUCCCCUUCAUUCUGCUUGGAAGCAGAGAUUACUGUCAAAGCACCAGUACCAAGCAGUGAAGGGACAGGUGAACCUUCCAACAGCCAGGUCCUGAGCUACCCCCAUGCUUUACUUCCAGGGCUGCUGGCUCUACUACACUCCAGGGACAAGUCCCAAGGAAACCCUGUCCUUCCUCUUGUGUUUGAGUGGGUCAGCCCCAGGGGUGCACAAAGCAAAGUUUUAAAGGAAGACAGGGAAGUACAGCAAAUAAAGGUCUAAAGGUCCUUAUUCUGUCAUUACAGACAUAUCUGUGAGGCAGGCAAGCGGGAGUCUUCUUUAUGGUCGUCACUUUCUAAGCAGGUGCAGCCAUGAUGGUAUUCAUCGUGGGCUGAGAGCUGGUCCUUCCCUAAUGUCAAACAUGAGUUAGGUCAUGACCAGAAACAAGAUGCAUCUGCUUGGGUACCACUUACAGGACUGAAACCUGCUUGGCCAGGCCAGAACCAGCACAGGGAGGAACCAUGAUCCUGGUGAUGGUAGUAUUCUAGAAACAGUGGGUGCUGGUUUGUUCUGGGUCCCUGUGCUCCACCCCCCACACACACUCUGAUCUUAUAAUCUUGAGCUUGGGUUUACCAUUACCCUUUCAGGGGGACUAAUACUUUAAGGUGAGUGCAUUAGUUAAGAAGGAAAAUUAGGGAGGUUGGCUUGUGGGUUGCCAGAAAAGGUAGAACAUGUUUGUUUGUUUUUAAAAUGUGGAAGAUUUUAGAAAAGUAUGUUAGGUCACAUGAUUAGGGAAAAAAAUUAGACUAGAAAAGGCCAUGGACUUGAUUCUGCUUACUAAAAACCAGGUAAUUAAAAGAUGAUUUAUUUAUAAAGUC